AUGCCACAGAAGCAUUGGCUCCUUCAUCCAACUAAAGAGACACCUGUGGAAGGUUCAAUCAUGUCAUUUUACUGUACAGGAUGUGUACAAUUAAGAAAAGAGGUUAAGGAGCUUAGAAAAAGGCUCCUCAUUCAGGAGAAGCUUCUUGGAGCUUUGCUUAAAAGAGAAAUCAAGCACAGUAUAUAUGUUAGAGGAAGAAGGAGAUGCAUGGAGGAGAAAGAAUCAGAAAAGGAGGAAGUGCAUGGGGAAGCACUUCUUGAAUUUGUAGAGGAGGAUAGGAAGAAGAGGAAAGCAAAGAAAAGGAAGAUUUUGAUGAAGGAGAUGAGGAGGAGGAAGGAAGAGGAUGAUAGAAGGAAGAGGAAAGAAGCAUAUGACAAAAAAAAGCUUCUACAAAAGAAUAAGGAGGAGGAUAGGAAAAAGAUGAAAGAAGAGGAGACUAAGCAGAAGGUAGAGGAGGCAGAGAGGAAGAAGGAUGAAGAGGAGAAGAAGGAUCAAGAGGAGGAGAUGAAGAUGAUGGAAGAUGAGAACAAGAAGAAUGAAGAGGAGGAGAGGAAGAAAAAGGAGGAGAAGAAUGAGAAGGAAGAGGCAGAGAGGAAGAAAAGGAGGUGGAGGAGAAGAAGAAGGAAGCGGAGGAGAGGAUGA
Elaeis guineensis (African oil palm) is the source of this 642-nucleotide messenger RNA. The record is from RefSeq and is a predicted model, not a curated record. Lineage: Eukaryota; Viridiplantae; Streptophyta; Magnoliopsida; Arecales; Arecaceae.